Molecule: messenger RNA, 1139 nt
Organism: Toxotes jaculatrix (banded archerfish)
Lineage: Eukaryota; Metazoa; Chordata; Actinopteri; Toxotidae
Gene: guk1b
Product: guanylate kinase 1b
Exons: 8
Coding region: 94-687 (197 amino acids)
Biological process (GO): purine nucleotide metabolic process
Cellular component (GO): cytosol
Molecular function (GO): GMP kinase activity
Source: RefSeq, a predicted model, not a curated record
CACACAUUGUCCAUUAAGAAGCCUUACUGAAGAAUCAUCUGUUAUUGAACGCCUCUACAACGCAGACGAUUCAGGCUCUGUGAGAGAAGAACAAUGUCAGGACCCAGGCCAGUGGUGCUGAGCGGCCCCUCCGGAGCAGGGAAGAGCACUCUGAUGAAGAGGCUGAUGAAGGAUCAUGAGGGCAUCUUUGGAUUCAGCGUGUCACACACAACAAGAAAUCCUCGACCAGGAGAGGAAGAUGGCAAAGACUACCACUUCACAACGAGAGAGGCCAUGGAGGAGGGCAUCAGCAAGGGCGAAUUCAUUGAGAAUGCAGAGUUUUCUGGAAACAUGUACGGAACAAGUAAAUCUGCCGUAGAAGACGUGCUGGCCAAGAACCUAAUCUGCAUCCUUGAUGUGGACAUCCAGGGAGUGAAGAGGAUUAAAGAGACUGACCUAAACCCUAUCUACAUCUCCAUCCAGCCUCCUUCCAUGGAGAUCCUGGAAAAACGCCUGAGGGACAGGCAGACAGAAACAGAGGAGAGUUUACAGAAACGUCUGGAGGCAGCACGCAUUGAUAUGGAGCUCAGUAAUGAACCAGGAGUGUUUGAUGUUGUUAUCAUCAAUGAUGACUUAGAGAAGGCGUACGAGGAGCUGAAAGAAAUCCUCAAUGAGGAAAUCAAAAAAGUUCAGGAGGCCCAAUCAUAAGAAGGAAACAGUGACCCAGUCUUUCUGGUGCUGAACAGACUAAACCGACACUUAUGAUUCUGGCCUGAAAAAUCUCAUCUUCACUGACUCCAAACACCUGAAAUAAGCUCCCACCUGAGGAAAAGCUUGUUUUUCUUUCACCCAUAACAUGCUCAGAGAUGCUCAUUUGUAAAAGAGGGACUCUGAAUUGAAAGGUACUGAAAAUCCUAACACACAUAUUUCUGUCUGUGGCUCAGUUACACGUAAAAGAAAAACAAUAGAAACAACUGCCAAAUCCAGUGCUACAUUUGGUCUUUGUAGUCCCAGGUUUGGUACUGGCUUAUCCACAAGUGCGGAGCACACAUCAGUGUCACCAGACAGUACUUAGUACGCACACGGCAAAAUAUUAAGAAAUUGUUCAGAAAAUAGGUACAAUUUUAUUCUUUGUGUUGAAUUCUAAUGUAGUGGAAAUA